AGUCCUUAUUCCAUUCCGGAGAGGCUAAGUUCUCUUAUCCUUUUAUUUAUCUCCUCUUUCUCUCCUUUACCUCCUUUUCUUCUUCUUCUUCUUCUUCUUCUUCAAUCUCUACCAGUCUACCAGUCUUCUUCAGUACUAACCCGUGUUUUAGUUCAACCGCAUUUUUCAAGAUUAAAAUUCAAAUAGCAGCUUUAUUGACUGAUAAAUCGUUGAAAAUAUAGUGUAUGAAUGCAUGUUGUGCAAAUCAUGAGUAUCUUCUUAUGACCCCCAUAUGCCAGUAUAUGAAUUUAGAGUAGAGAGAAAUAGUAUGUCUUAUUUAUUGCCACAAUUCAAGAGUUUGCCAGAUACUUUUGUCCUUUGCUUCAAAACCAACCAAAACUCCACCAUUCAGCUUUCAAAAGGUAGAGAUCAUAUUCAUUUGAGGACACAAUGUAUCCUAGCUACUACAUCUGCAGCAACAUCAACAGCAACGUCUACAGUGCUUGACAUUGAGAAGCUAAAGUUACCAUCUAUUGAAAUCCUUUCAAGUUCAGUUGCAGCGGAGAGAUCAUGGAAACCACCAUCAACUGCCACAUCAGCAGUACUUGAUAUACCGAGGCUAAAGUUGCUAUCUUUUGAGGCUAACCCUGAUUCAGUUGCCCCAGAUAGGCCAUGGACAUACACUGGGGCAGUUGGUCCACCUACAGAGGCGAACACUAAAAGUGCUUUAGCUACAGAAAAUCUUGUUACAAGUGAUGAAGCUGUUGUAGCCGCUGCAGCCGCUGAAGCAGUUGCUUUAGCAAAGGCUGCAUUGAAGUUUGCAAAAGACGCUGUAUUGUUGGUCGGCCAUAACAAUCUAAAGAACUCCGAUGAUGCUGGUAGAGGUACUCUAUCAGAAGCUAGGACUACUCCGUUUGAGAGUGUUCCUCUGGCCCAACCUAGUGAGACAGGGAGAGUUCGUGUUGGUGCAGAAUUUAAGGGAAGUGAGAUGAAGUGGAGCGAAAGUAGUUUAUUUGAGGACUCCCUUACAGAUUCUGAUGACUUGGAGCCAUCACCUGAAGAACUGGAAAUUCUUCAGUCGCAGCUGUCAAAUGUCAUCGCUGUGAAAUCGACGCGUCAAACUGAGCGGAAGGCCAGAAGAGGGAGAGCAGCAGAGAGGGCCGCAGCCAAUGUUGUCUCUGUGAAGUCUGGUUCUACUAGUCGAAAGAAGCGUACUUCAGUACAAGAGGUUGAUUACUCGGAUCCAUUGCGUUACUUGAGAGGAACUACUGGUAGUUCUAGGCUACUGACUGCAUCUGAAGAACAGGAGUUAUCGAGAGGAAUACAGGAUCUAUUGAAGUUGGAAAGACUUGAGCAGGAGCUUGCAGCGCGAUGCGGAGGUCAGCCUACUAUUGCCCAAUGGGCUGCUGCAGCCGGAGUUGAACAAAAGACUCUAAGGAAGCGUCUGAACUAUGGCAUUCUUUGUAAAGAUAAAAUGAUUAAAAGCAACAUAAGGCUCGUUAUUUCUAUUGCCAAAAAUUAUCAAGGAGUAGGGAUGAAUCUUCAAGAUCUGGUUCAGGAAGGAUGUCGGGGACUUGUAAGAGGUGCUGAAAAAUUUGAUGCUGCUAAGGGUUUUAAGUUCUCAACUUAUGCUCACUGGUGGAUUAAGCAGGCAGUUAGGAAAUCCCUUUCUGAUCAGUCUAGGACGAUUCGGUUGCCAUUUCACAUGGUUGAGGCUACGUACAGAGUUAAGGAAGCAAGAAAGCAAUUAUUUACUGAAAAUGGUAGGCUUCCUAACGAUGAGGAAGUAGCUGAAGCAACAGGGUUGUCAAUGAAGAGGCUCACUGCUGUGAUGCUAACUCCUAAAGCUCCAAGAUCACUUGACCAGAAAAUCGGGUUCAAUCAAAGUCUCAAACCUUCGGAAGUGAUUGCAGACCCUGAAGCUGAAACAUCAGAAGAAAUGCUGAUGAAGCAGUUCAUGAGACAGGACCUGGAGAAGGUAUUAGACACCUUAAAUCCAAGGGAGAAGCAGGUUGUUAAAUGGCGAUUUGGACUAGCUGACGGGAGGAUGAAGACUUUACAAGAGAUUGGUGAAUUAAUGGGCGUUAGCCGGGAGAGAAUCCGACAAAUAGAGUCUUGUGCAUUCCGCAAGUUGAAGAACAAGAAAAGAACUAAAUUUUUGCAGCAAUAUAUAACUGCUUAAAAUCUCUAUUAUUAUUAUUAUUAUUAUUAUUAUUAUUAUUAUUAUUAUUAUUAUUAUUAUUAUUGUUUAUAUAUAUCAAGAAAGUAGCAUUGACCUUCUAGUCAUUGAGUCUUUUGUGGUUAGAAAAUUUGAGGCUCAGAUAAGCUUUGGUUCUUCAACUCUUCUUAUUCUUCAGAACCUCUGCAAAUAUUUUGUGCAUAAUACAAAGUUUUGGCUCCAA
Messenger RNA from Nicotiana tabacum (common tobacco), 2381 nucleotides. Its product is annotated as RNA polymerase sigma factor sigB-like. The record is from RefSeq and is a predicted model, not a curated record. Gene Ontology annotation, molecular function: DNA-binding transcription factor activity. NCBI's taxonomy places the organism in Eukaryota, Viridiplantae, Streptophyta, Magnoliopsida, Solanales, Solanaceae. Gene Ontology annotation, biological process: DNA-templated transcription initiation; regulation of DNA-templated transcription.